Messenger RNA from Cryphonectria parasitica EP155, 1169 nucleotides. RefSeq names its product RPB5 subunit of DNA-directed RNA polymerase. Gene Ontology annotation, molecular function: DNA-directed RNA polymerase activity; DNA binding. NCBI's taxonomy places the organism in Eukaryota, Fungi, Ascomycota, Sordariomycetes, Diaporthales, Cryphonectriaceae. The record is from RefSeq and is a predicted model, not a curated record. Bases 124 to 831 code for a protein of 235 amino acids. Gene Ontology annotation, cellular component: RNA polymerase I complex; RNA polymerase II, core complex; RNA polymerase III complex. The transcript has 3 exons. Gene Ontology annotation, biological process: DNA-templated transcription.
CACGCGACCUUGAUCCUCACCUUGUGGCAGGACAACCACGUCUCGCCGUCUCUCUUCCCUCUCACAACGUAAACACACACACAUCCUCUCCUAUCCCAGGGCAUAUCCUUCAAGUCACCCAAGAUGGAUGAUGCAGCAGCUGCCACCCGCGAGGCCAACCUCAAAGAGGCUAUCCGUUUCUGGCGGGCAUGGAAGACUGUGCAUCAGAUGUGCCAGGACCGAGGAUAUGAGCUUACCGAUGAGGAGGUGAACAUCCCUCUCGACAGGUUCCGAGACGAGUACACCAACCAUGACGGCAGCGUCAACCGCUCCAAGCUACAAUUUUCCGCCCGCCCUUCCGAACAGAUGGUGAAGAAGCACACCAACCCCCCAACUGCCGCCAAUCCCAACCCCGAGCCCGAGUGCGGCACCAUCUACGUCGAGUUCUUGUCGGAGAACAGCCUCGGCGUCAAGGAGAUUAAGAAAUUCGCGACGUACGUGGCGACCAACAACUUCAAGGCCGGCAUCAUGGUCACGAUGGGCACGCUGUCGCCCCAGGCGCGCAAGGGCAUCAACGCCACCAGUGCCCUCACCACCCUCGAGUGCUUCCUGCUCGAGGACCUGCUGGUGAACAUCACGCACCACGACCUGGUCCCUACCCACGUCGUGCUGAGCCGCGAGGAGAAGAUCGCCCUGCUCAAGAGGUACCGCCUGAAGGAGACGCAGCUACCCAGAAUCCUGAUGAAGGACCCCAUCGCGAGAUAUUACGGAUUGAAGAGGGGACAGGUGGUCAAGAUCAUCCGGUCCAGCGAGACGGCUGGUCGGUACGCCAGCUACAGACUCUGUGUCUAAAUUUUGAGAAGCUGGAGACGGGGUAUAUUGAGGCUAGGUUCAAGGGAGAGGGCUCUGACUAUACAUAAGGCACCUAUUUGAUGGCGUGGCUGCCGUUGCUGCUGUUGCUGAUGCAGAUUGAGAGGAAAAAGGGGGGGGGGGCUUUGGUCAAAGGGAAGCAGAAGUGUUUUCGAGGUCAUGUCUUUGGCCGUUUCAUUGACGGCCUGGGCCAGGCGUUUACGACGCGGAAGGGGGCAAAAAAAAACUUCCGGCAUCUAAUGGCGUUGAGGGAGUUUUCGGUCACGGAGAAUGGUCCGCCUUAAAGAAAGACCGAGCAAAUUGAAGAUUCAAAUGAUACC